AUGCAUAAAACAGGCGGCGAUCCUUUGCUGCUGCUGGACGAAGGGCUAUGUACAUUAGCUGACGAAUUCCCCGAACUCCAACAAUGCAUACGCACACAUGAGUUAAAAUUAGCUCUGAGCAUGAAAGGGCUGAUGAGUGAUGUCACAGUCACAGGUAGAAAAUCCUCAUACGUGAUCGCUGAGGUGGUGGUGGUAUCACAGCCGAUCAAGUUUUUAUUUAAAAAGGAAAAUGCUGAUUUAGUGCGGAAUACGGAAAAGGAAAUAAUAACAAAAAUUGAAAAUUUGAUUCCUAUUGAGAUUAAAACAAAAGAAGGGCACUCUUAUAUAAUUGAAAUUGAUAUGAUGUUAACAAUGUUGGACGGCAGUGUUGGAAACGUUCUAUCAGAGACAAAUUCAACUAUGAAGUGCAUCAUUUGCGGAGCCACACCCAAGGACAUGAACACGUUAGCAGGGAUUAACCGUCCUCCUAACGUUUGUGGGCCUGAAAACAAAGCUAUAGUCGAAGCAAACAAAAAACGAAUCCAAGCAGAGUUCAGAGCCAAGCUGUCUCUAAUAGUUGACAAACCAAAACCCGGGUAUGGCUCCUCGAAUGAUGGCAAUACGACCAGAAUUUUUUUCCACAAUCCACAAACAAGUUCAGAUAUCACAGGGGUUGACAGGGAAUUAAUCGAGAAAUUUGCGAUCAUCUUAGGAGUGUCAGCUAGUGGUUGCGCUAUUGUGGAAAAGUUUGCGUCAUUGCUGGAAGAAGCAAGAAAUUUGUAUAUCCACCUUUAUAAGUGGUACAACAUGCCAAACACGGUGUCCUUUGAGGUUAUCGUGGGUGUUAGAAGACCUGUUAGGAUACAGAGCUUACAUUUCUGA
Molecule: messenger RNA, 861 nt
Organism: Acanthoscelides obtectus
Lineage: Eukaryota; Metazoa; Arthropoda; Insecta; Coleoptera; Chrysomelidae
Source: the annotation of a GenBank genome assembly